Mycena citricolor is the source of this 1083-nucleotide messenger RNA. NCBI's taxonomy places the organism in Eukaryota, Fungi, Basidiomycota, Agaricomycetes, Agaricales, Mycenaceae. The record is from the annotation of a GenBank genome assembly.
AUGGGCCAUUACUUGACCCCAACAAAGUGUGAUUGGAUUGUGCAGUGGCGUAAAGAAGGGAAGACACACAACUGGAUCCGUGAGCACCUCACCAGCCGCCACAACAUCUCGGAUUCGCAAAUUUAUCAGAUAGAGCGGGACUAUACAGAGAAGGAGAACUACUAUGACAAGGGACAUUGCUCCGGGUGUCCUGCUAAGCUCCGGCCUCGUGAUGUGCGAAAUGCUGUCUGUCACCUCAGUAAUCAGAGCAUCAACAAUGCAACUCAGCUGCAGCGGGAAUUCUUCCCUGAAGUCAGUGUACAAACUGUCAAACGAGGGCUUCAUGCAAUUGGACUCCAGGCCCACAUUUGUUGUGUGGUCCCCUUCAUCCCCAAGCACAAUCUACGGGUGAGAAUGCAAUGGGCAGAAUCCUUCUUGAAUUGGACGGUCAAGGAUUGGCGGCGUGUGUACUUCUCAGAUGAGUCUAUUUUUUGCGUUUUUGGGUCGGAUGGGGCGGAGUGGUGCUGGAGACAACUGAACAAAUGUCUCAAUCCACGAUUCACAAAGAAGAAGGUCAAAGGUGGCAGGGAGAAGGUCACAGUCUGGGGUAUGAUCACACUGGAGGGACUUGGACGCCUUGUGCACAUUGAAGGAAACAUGGACAAGUUCCUAUACCGUGACAUUCUACAGGACAAUUUCCUCAGAAGCCUAGACGACCUCAAUCUGGACCUUUGUGGCUGCUAUUUUCAGCAAGACAAUGAUCCAAAGCACACAGCACGCAUUGUUAGCGAGUGGUUUCAUGAAAACAGCAUUGAUGUGCUGCCCUGGCCGGCCACAAGCCCGGAUAUGAAUAUCAUAGAGCAUGUUUGGGAUCAUCUUGACCAUAUGGUGCGUGCUCGGCGCCCGCUCCCCUUAGGGGAGAAAGAUUUGUGGCAGGCUUUGCAGAAGGAGUGGGUCCGGAUGGAGAAGGUUUUAUUGCAAUGUUGUACGAGUCCAUGCCCAGGCGGGUGCGCACACUUUAUGAGGCAAAAGGGGGAACACCCGCUACUAAUUAGAUUUGCUGCACUUUCUUUGUAUCCUUCUCAAAAACAUGUUCUCGUCUGA